Molecule: messenger RNA, 15048 nt
Organism: Daphnia pulicaria
Lineage: Eukaryota; Metazoa; Arthropoda; Branchiopoda; Diplostraca; Daphniidae
Product: neuroblast differentiation-associated protein AHNAK-like
Exons: 9
Coding region: 678-13958 (4426 amino acids)
Biological process (GO): regulation of RNA splicing
Cellular component (GO): cytoplasm; nucleus
Molecular function (GO): protein binding
Source: RefSeq, a predicted model, not a curated record
CCGAAGAAGAAGAAGAAGAAAAAGGAGAAAAUAUUUUCGGUUGAGUUUUAUCCAGGUGAAAAAAAGGUAGCCUGUGGAAACGGAUUCUUCUCCUCGGUGUGCUGCUGCUGCUGCUGGCUCUCGCCACCAACUCGUCGAGCUCGUCAGUCGCAUACCUGCUGCAGUAGGCUACAGUACACGCACGUGUGUGUUGCACGAGUCCCGCAAAAAAGUAAUAAGAGAAAAAAAAGCCCGAACGUUGAAGAAGAAAACACACACAACAGACUGUCGUGACUUGACUCAAUUCGCUAUGGAUUAAAACCAAAAAAUUGUUAAAAGGCCGACUCGUUUCUGGUCCAGAUUUUUUGAUUUGUUCGACCAGUGCGCAGCAGCAGCAGCAGCAGCAGUACCUGCAGCAGGCUCGCCAACCCAACUGCACACAGAAUGAUGCAGGUGACAGUGAAGUGUUUCUCGCAUUGACUAGCCCUUUUUUGGUGCCUUCGAACCAGAGCUAGCUAAAUUUAAAAAAAGGAAAAUAACAAGUUAACGCUACGAAAUCAUACGAUUUGAUUUGAUCGCUAUUCGGGCCUGCCGGGACGCUCAUUUUCAUUUUCACACCCUGGGCGUAUUUUUUGUGAGUGCAUCGAUUCAAUUGACAGCAGACGUCGACGGAGGGUUAGUCGUUUUGAUAUCGGAAGAUGUCGCUUGGCAGUCGGUUCACCUUGGUCGUGACCUGUUUGACCUUGGUACUACCUGGCCCAUGCCGAGCCCAGCAGAAUGAUUGUUUCACGUCCAGCAGCAUAGUCGGCGCCGUGCUGGGCACCUUCUUCGCCACAGCCGUGGCACUAGCCCUGCUCGUCUUUUUCAUCUGGUGGAUCUAUUAUCGCCGCACGCCCAAUGGUGCAGACCGGCAGACUAAAGGGCCGCGUAUCGUGGAAAGCGGUUCGGGGUUUGACAAUCCCUGCUUCGAGGCCAAUCCUAAUUCAGAUGUUGUUGACGGCGGCAAGGCGGACGACUAUGGGCAGAAGGAUGCGAGGAGUACGUCAUGGACGCCGUUGCGGUUCUUCGGCGCCAACAAAAACGAAAAGAAAAGAUCCAUGGACGAUUCGUUUAUUUCGGAACCUGAACGCGUAUCAGUGCAGCUGCGAGGACGCGAUUUCACGGGCUUGGGACUUAACGUGACUGGCAAUAUGAGAGACGGAAUAUUCAUCAAAGAUAUUUCCAAUCGCGGACCAGCCUUUGAGUCGGGCAAAAUCGCUCCAGGCGAUAGGAUCCUCAAUGUGACAAUAUCCUUCCGCAACGUCGUCUUCGAAGAUGCCAUGACCAUUUUGAGUUAUGCGUCGCCGUAUGACGUCACCCUGGAGCUGGAAAAAGGUUUGCGCAACAACGGCAGCACGCUGAAGAAACGCAAAGCCUCCAGCACCGUGUCUCUGGCGUCGUCUUCGGCCAACGUGACACUCUUAGCUGGAACGGGAUCCGCUCAGCCGGAAGGACCACCCAAUGAGCGCUUGGUUCAUCCUUUAUAUCGCUCGCAGUCGAUUGAUGACCUAUCCAAGGUUGGUCGAGCGGAUAACACUAUUCGGGCGGAAGUGCGAAUUCCCAACUUAACGGGCCAUCUAAGUGGCGGUCUGGCCAAAUCAAAAUUACUCGGAAAAGCCAACCUUGAAAUCGACGCGCCGAAUGUUCCCGACGUCAAAAUCAAAGGUGGAAUUCCGAAACCUGGUUCCGUCAACAUUAGUUUGGACCCUGGAGAUAUCAACGUCGCUCCGCCGGAUGCCUCUUUGACAGUCGACCCCAGUCGAUCCUCGAAAAUGUCGAAAUUCGGAAUCAAAGUCUUACCAGACUUCAAAUUCAAAGGGAGCGCCAAAAGCCCUGAUUUGGGCAUGACGCCACUUCCUACCGGACUUGAUGUACGAGAAGCUGAGCUUAGUAUUCCUAAAGUAGAGAUACACACACCCAAGGCUUCCGAUCUUGCUGUAGACAUCGACAUGCCGGACGGCUCAAGAAUCAAAUCACCGAAAGGCAGCAUUUCCAUGGCGAUUGACAUGCCGGACCAAGAAUUUUCAGCUGCCGUGCCAGCCAUGAACGUGCCCAGCGACGUCAAACUCAACAUCGAAGCUCCUUCGCUCAAUGUUUCCGCACCAUCCGGCGUAGCCGAAGUGAAUGUCAAGGGUCCCGCAAUCAGCCAGCCCAAAAUGGACAUCAACCUCCCAACUUCAGCUAAUCUGGGCCUCGAUUUCACAUCGCCGAGAUUGCCAGAUGUUGAAGUCGAUCAAGAGAUUCCGAACGAUGUAUCCCUCGAUUUAAACAAAGCUGCGAAAUCCGGCUUUCAUAUCAAGUUCCCGAAAUUUGGCGGAAACAAAUCCGCCAAGGCAGAAAUACCCGAAACGGGUGUUGAAAUCACGGCGCCAGAAAUUGAUGUGUCCUUGCCUGAAGCCUCCCUCGAAAUGGACCCGAAGUUGAAAAAAGAUGGGUCCAAAGCAGGAUUCGAAUUCAAAAUGCCGAAACUAAGCUUAAAGAAGAAACCCGAACUAGGCGUGGAAGUUAAAACGCCGUUCUCUGUGCAAGCACAGAUCCCAGAGAUCGAUGUUGACGUGAAGAUGCCUGGAGCUUCUGUUGACAUUCAACCGCCGUCAGUGUCCGUCUCCGCACCAGAAGUGGAAUUACCUUCCGCAUCCAUUGACGUGAAAAAACCCAAAAUCGGCUUUUCCAUGCCGAAAUUCAAUAUGGGAAAUGACAAUGUCGAACUCAAAGAUUCCCUGGAUGUGAACGUCGGUAUUCCGAGUGCUCAUAUUGAUGUAUCUCGCCAAUCAGAUGAUAGUGAUAGCGACGAUGACUCUGAAGGAGGGAAGAAAAAACUUAAAUUCGGGAAAGUGCCUAAAAUCAGCUUAAACAAACCUCACAUUGAAGUAGAAGCUUCUGUUCCCGAUGCCUCAGCAAAAAUUGAGCUUCCCGAUGCCCAAGUCGAUGUUGGAGACUUUGAUAAAAUGGAUGUCAAGACGAAGAACAAAUUUGGAUUUAAAAUCCCGAAAUUUGGCGCCGGUGCCAAUAUUUCUGGCGGAGAAUUGGAUUUGGACGCUUCCCGUGAACUUGAAGUGAAAUUACCCAGCGCCGAAGUAAAAAUUGAGACCAGUGAUUCUUCCGACGACGAUGAAGACGAAAACGGUGAAAAGAAAAAGAAACGCUUCAACAUUAAGAUGCCGAAAUUUGGAUUACCCAAAGCUGAGGUGGACGUGAACGCGCCUAACAUCGCCAUGCCGUCGAUUACCGCUGAUGUGCCCAAUAUUAAACCAAUAGGAGGAAGCCUUGAAAUUGGAGUUCCAAAUCUAUCAGGAGAUGUUUUGGGGAUGCAGUCUGACAGUGAAGACAGUGAUAGUAAAGACGAAGGAAAGAAAAAGAGGAAAUCUUUAAAGAUUAAUGCUCCUGAGCUUCAAUUAGGUGGUGGCAUUAAUUCACCAAGUCUAGCACUCUCCCCUAUUGCCAUUGGCGAUGUGAACACUUCUGGUGGUGCCGACGUCUCUUUCGACGUCAAAGCUCCGUCACUAAGUUUUUCAACUCCAGUCAGUUCUUCUGAAUUCAAAGUCAAAGGACCAAGAAUUGACCAGCCCAAUAUCGACGUUAGUCUCCCAACAGGAGCUAAUCUGGACGUCAGCUUGAAAGCACCAAGCUUGCCCGAUGUUCCAGUUGUUCCAGAUAUUUCUAAUCCCGAGGUUUCUGUUGACUUGAACAAAGCUUCGAAAUCUGGAUUCCAUAUCAAAUUCCCGAAAUUUGGAGGAAGCAAAACUGUCAAAGCCGAUGUUCCUGACGCGGGAGUUAAAAUAGUCGCGCCAGAAAUUGAUGUGUCCUUGCCUGAAGCCUCACUUGAAAUUGACCCGAAGCUGAAAAAAGAUGGGUCCAAAGCAGGAUUCGAAUUCAAAAUGCCGAAACUAAGCUUAAAGAAGAAACCCGAACUAGCCAUGGAAGUCAAAGCGCCGUCUUCUGUACAAGCACAGAUCCCAGAGAUCGAUGUUGACGUGAAGAUGCCUGGAGCUUCUGUUGACAUUCAACCACCAUCAUUGUCCGUCUCCGCACCAGAAGUGGAAUUACCUUCCGCAUCCGUUGACGUGAAAAAACCCAAAAUCGGCUUUUCCAUGCCGAAAUUCAAUAUGGGCAAAGGCCAUGUGGAACUUAAAGACUCUUCCAAUAUCGUCGUCGAUGUUCCAAAUGUUAAGGCCGAUUUACCACAUCUAUCAGCUCUAAGUGACAGCGAAGAAUCAGAAGGAGGAAAGAAAAAACUUAAAUUCGGGAAAAUGCCUAAAAUGAGCAUGAACAAACCUCACAUUGAAGUAGAAGCUUCUAUUCCUGAUGCCUCUGUAGCAGUUCCAGAUAUUGAUGUUGGAGACUUGGAUGUCAAGACGAAGAACAAAUUUGGAUUUAAAAUCCCGAAAUUUGGCGCCGGUGCAAAUAUUUCUGGCGGAGACUUGGAUUUGGACGCUUCCCGUGAACUUGAAGUGAAAUUACCCAGCGCCGAAGUAAAAAUUGAGACCAGUGAUUCUUCCGACGACGACGAAGACGAAAACGGUGAAAAGAAAAAGAAACGCUUCAACAUUAAGAUGCCGAAAUUUGGAUUACCCAAAGCUGAGUUGGACGUGAACGCGCCUAACAUCGGCGUAUCUGGAAUUACCGCUGAUGUGCCUAAUAUUAAACCCAUUGAAGGAAGCCUUGAAAUUGAAGCACCUAAAUUCGAUGCAACUUUCCCAAAGAUGGACCUCGGUUAUUCUGAUGACGAGAGUAAAAAAAGUAAAAACACCAUGGGCCUUGCCAUUGGAGGAGCAGUACCCGAUAUUGAUGCUAAUGUAACAAUGAAUACGGGGAAUAUGGAUUUCAGCCUUGCCGACAAGAAGAAGAAAGGGGGAUCUGAGUUUGGAAUCAAAUUUCCAAAAAUGAAGACAAAUUUGAAAGGAAAUAAAGGCGACCAUUCCGAAUCGGACACCAGCAGCGAUGAAGAUGCCGAAGGAGACAAUAAGGCGUUUGGUGGCAAAAUUUCAAUCCCGUCAAUUGAUCUCUCCAGACCCAAAGCUGACUACCAAGGAAGCAUUCAGCUUCCAAAUGCCGAAUUCGACGUAAAACAGCCCAAACUUGAUCUCGAAACUGAGAUCGGUGAUGACGAAAACGACGACGACGAUACCAAAAAGAAGUCGAGUAAAUUCGGAUUCUCCAUCAAGAUGCCCAAAUUUAACAUGAAAAAGAAAACUCUUAACGCUGACAUCGAAGACAAAGACCUUUCAGCGCAUUUGAACCUUGAUUCUAUUUCCGGUGGCACUGACGACGAUCGCAGCCUCGGCGAAGACAAGAAGAAAGGGAAAGUGUCUGUCAAAUUACCAAAAUUUAGCAUGAAGAAACCCGACUUUGACGCUGACUUGAGUGUGGAUAAGAACAUGGACGUCCGAGCAGAUGUGAAGGCGCCACAAGUAAAUUUUCCGGAAGUAUCUAUCCACGGAGAUAAGGAAAUGCCCGGUUUUUCAUUACCCGACGUUUCUAUCGAAAAACCUAAACUUGACUUGACUUUGGAUUCAAAUAUCGACGUUGACGGAUCAAAGAAAUUCAGCAUCGACUCGGGAAAAGUGAAUUUCGGCCAACUACCAGCUGGUAUUACAGUCGGAGGACAGGUGCAACCUCCCCGCGUUCCAGACGCUAGUUUGAACCUUGCUACCGGUACCAGUCUGCAAGCUGACGUUGGGUUCCCGGGAGUUGAACUGGAUGUAGAUCAUGAUGAUUUCGAUGACGAGAAAAAGAAGUCGAAAUUUUUCAAGAUGCCUAAAUUUCAUAUGGGCAAACACCAUGGCGAAGUCAAAGUUGAUCAUGGGGCUAAGGUGAAUUUGCCAGAUGCCGAGUUCAAUUUACCAACUGGAAAAGUGGAACUUGACCAUAACAUUAGUCUCGAUAUUUCCAGCAAAGACGAAGGAGAUAGCGACGACGACAAAAAGGACAGCGGCAAGAAGAAAUCACGCUUUGGAAUUAAAAUGCCUAAAUUUCAAAUGAAGCAAUCUCAUCCCUCUGGCAUGAAUGUGGACAUUAAACCCGAAGAUGUUGCUUUUGGGGUGAAAAUUCCUGCGUUAGAAGCCAAUGUUGAAUCGCUCACUCUGGAACAAGAUUCCAUAAGUUCGGAUAACACGUCAAUUGAUAUGGAUCUUCCUAAACUCCCUGACCUUAACCCGAUUGAAGUAGACUUGACCGUUCCUAAUGUGAAAGUUGAAGUUCCAGAAAAAGACGGCAAGAAGAAAGGAAAGUUUAGUUUUAAAUCAAACUUUAAAAUGCCCAAACUUCACAUGAGUUCACACGGUAAAGGUCACGCCGAAUUGGAAGUCCCGUCAACCGAAAUUACUUUACCUAAAGUGGAAAUCGACUCAGCUGCAGAAAUCCGCAAAAGCGACAUUGAUUGUGGUGACAUUGAAACGGAAGCCUUGAAUGUCAAAUUCGGCGCCAGUUUGCCCAAAAUCGACAAGCCCUCGACUGAUUUCGAUAUCAAAUUCGAUUCCAAUGUGUCUUACCCAAACCUAAGUCUGGAUGUUAAAGGAGACGUCAAAUCAGAUGAAAGUGACGAUGAAAAAAAUAAGGGAGAGAAAAAGAAAUCCGUCGGAUUGGGCUUUAAAAUGCCAAAGCUCAGUGCCAGUCCCAAAACUGAGUUCAAUCUGCCUGACGUCAAAGCUGAAGUGAACGUGAAAGCACCAAAGACAGAAGCAUUGAAAUUGGAGGGCAAUUUUGAUUUAGAUGAAGGCGACCAAUACAAGAAAUCUCCUUUUAUUGUCAAAAUGCCUGCCCUCAACCCAGUGAAGCCGGAUCUGCAGUUAAACGUAUCCGCACCUAAAGAUGAUUCACACAGCGACGACAGCGAUUCGGAAGAAGAGAAAACCAAGAAGGGAUUUAAACUGGGAUUUAAACUUCCCCAAUUAUCCAUGCCACAGUUGAGCAUGGGGGGGAAAAGUGAAGGUCUCCAUGCCGACUCCACCUUGAAUGUUAAAAAACCAGAACUGGACGCGCCUUCCAUUGAUACUAAUGUUUCUCUUCCCGAAGUAAACAUUUCAACGAAGCAAAAGGGUCGAUUUGAGACUGACUUCAACAUGCCAUCCUUUUCCGCUGACAAAAAGACAAGCGACGACAGUAGCGAUUCCGAAGACGAGAAAUCAAAAUCGAAAGGAUUGAAACUUGGAUUCAAAAUGCCAAAGUUAUCCAUGGGAGGAAAAGGCAAUGUCGAUCUUGACGCGGAUGCUGCCAUCAAGGUGAAACAACCCGGAUUAGAUGUACCAUCAAUUGACGCUGAAAUGUCACUUCCCGAAGUAGAUGUGAAAAAGAAGGGAAGUUUUGGAUCCCAUUUCAAAAUGCCAACUUUCUCCACCAAAGCUGACAUAAGUGCAAGCGCCGAGCAGGUUGACAGAAGCGGCGACAGUAGCGAUUCAGAUGACGAGAAAUCAAAGAAAGGAUUGAAUCUUGGCUUCAAAAUGCCAAAAUUAUCCAUGGGAGGAAAAGGCGACGUCGAUCUGGAUGCAGAUGCUUCCAUCAAAAUGAAAAAACCUGAAUUAGAUGUACCCUCAAUUGAUGCUGAUGUCUCUUUUCCAGAGGUAGAUGUUACAACAAAAAAGAAGGGAAGCUUUGGAUCCCAUUUCAAAAUGCCAACUUUUUCAACCAAAGCUGACAUCAGUGCAGCUGGUGGUGAGCAGAUCGACACAAGCGACGAUGACAGCGAUUCAGAUGAUGAGAAAUCAAAAAAGGGACUGAAACUUGGCUUUAAAAUGCCGAAAUUAUCCAUGGGAGGGAAAGGUGAUGCCAAUCUCGACGCGGAUGCUGCCAUCAAGCUGAAACAACCCGAAAUAAACGUACCCUCAGUUGAUGCUGAAGUUUCACUUCCUGAAGUAGACAUCACGACAAAAAAGAAAAGUAGCUUUGGAUCCCAUUUCAAAAUGCCAACCUUUUCCACCAAAGCAAAUGUGAGUGGCGCCGAACAAGGUAACACAAGUGACGAUGACAGCGAUUCAGAUGACGAGAAAUCAAAAAAGGGGCUGAAACUUGGCUUUAAAAUGCCAAAAUUAUCCACUGGAGGAAAAAGUGACGUCGAUUUGGAUGCGGAUGCUGCAAUCAAGAUGAAACAACCUGAAUUAGAUGUACCCUCAGUUGGCGCUGACGUUUCUCUUCCUGAAGUAGACAUCACGACGAAAAAGAAAAGUAGCUUUGGAUCCCAUUUCAAAAUGCCAACCUUUUCCACCAAAGCAAAUGUGAGUGGCGUCGAACAAGGUGACACGAGCGAUGAUGAUAGCGAUUCAGCAGAUGACAAGUCAAAAAAGGGACUAAAACUUGGCUUUAAAAUGCCAAAAUUAUCCAUGGGAGGGAAAGGUGAUGCCAAUUUCGACACGGAUGCUGCCAUCAAGGUGAAACAACCCGAAUUAGAUGUACCAUCAAUUGACGCUGAAAUGUCACUUCCCGAAGUAGAUGUGAAAAAGAAGGGAAGUUUUGGAUCCCAUUUCAAAAUGCCAACUUUUUCCACCAAAGCUGACGUAAGUGCAAGCGCCGAGCAGGUUGACAGAAGCGGCGAUAGCAGCGAUUCAGAUGACGAGAAAUCAAAGAAAGGAUUGAAUAUUGGCUUCAAAAUGCCAAAAUUAUCCAUGGGAGUAAAAGGCGACGUCGAUCUGGAUGCAGAUGCUUCCAUCAAGAUGAAUCAACCGGAAAUAAACGUACCCUCAGUUGAUGCUGAAGUUUCACUUCCUGAAGUAGACAUCACAACAAAAAAGAAGGGAAGUUUUGGGUCCCAUUUCAAAAUGCCAACCUUUUCCACCAAAGCAAAUGUGAGUGGCGUCGAACUAGGUGACACGAGCGACGAUGAUAGCGAUUCAGGGGACGACAAAUCAAAGAAAGGAUUGAAACUUGGAUUGAAAAUGCCGAAAUUAUCCAUGGGAGGAAAAGGUGACGUCGAUUUGGAUGCGGACGCUGCCAUCAAGAUGAAACAACCCGAAUUAGAUGUACCAUCAAUUGACGCUGACAUCUCUCUUCCCGAAGUAGACAUCACAACGAAAAAGAAGGGAAGCUUUGGAUCCCAUUUCAAAAUGCCAACAUUUUCCACUAAAGCCGAUGUAACUGCAGGUAGUGGCGGACAGAUCGACACCAGCGACGAUGAUAGCGAUUCAGGAGAUGACAAAUCAAAAAAGGGGCUGAAACUUGGCUUUAAAAUGCCAAAAUUAUCCAUGGGAGGAAAAGGUGACCUCGAUUUGGAUGCGGACGCUGCCAUCAAGAUGAAACAUCCCGAAAUGAACGUCCCCCCUGUUGAUGCAGAAGUUUCACUUCCUGAAGUAGACAUCACAACAAAAAAGAAGGGAAGUUUUGGAUCCCAUUUCAAAAUGCCAACCUUUUCCACCAAAGCAAAUGUGAGUGGCGCCGAACAAGUUGACACGAGCGAUGAUGAUAGCGAUUCAGCAGAUGACAAGUCAAAAAAGGGGUUGAAACUUGGCUUUAAAAUGCCAAAAUUAUCCAUGGGUGGAAAAAGUGACGUCGAUUUGGAUGCGGAUGCUGCCAUCAAAAUAAAACAACCCGACUUAGAUGUACCCUCAGUUGGCGCUGACAUUUCUCUUCCCGAAGUAGACAUCACAACGAAAAAGAAGGGAAGCUUUGGAUCCCAUUUCAAAAUGCCAACCUUUUCCUCUAAAGCUGAUGUAUCUGCAGGCGAACAAAUCGACCCAAGUGACGAAGAAAGUGAUUCAGAUGACGAAAAAUCAAAAAAGGGGCUGAAACUUGGCUUUAAAAUGCCACAGUUGUCCAUGAGUGGGAAAAAUGACGGCAGUUUAGAUUCAGACUAUACAGUCAAAGUUAAACAACCUGAUCUGGAUAUCCCUUCACUCGAUGCAGAAGUCUCACUUCCCGAAGCAGAACUUUCGACGAAAAAGAAAAGUUCCUUUGGAUCCCAUUUUAAAAUGCCAACCUUUUCCACCAAAGCGAAUGUCAGCGCAAGUGGCGCCGAACAAGUUGGCACAAGCGACGACAGUAGCGAUUCAGAGGACGAAAAAUCAAAGAAAGGAUUGAAACUUGGCUUCAAAAUGCCUCAGAUAUCUACUGGUGGUAAAGGCGACGUUAGCCUAGAUUCUGAUUCUACAUUCAAAGUAAAACAACCUGCUCUGGAUGUUCCUUCCAUCGAUGCUGAAGUAUCACUCCCCGAAGCAGAGCUAUCCACAAAAAAGAAAAGUAGCUUUGGAUCCCAUUUUAAAAUGCCAACCUUUUCCACCAAAGCGAAUGUAAAUACGAUCCAAGUUGAGAAACACGACGACAGUAGCGAUUCAGAGGAUGAGAAAUCAAAGAAGGGAUUGAAAAUUGGUGUUAAAAUGCCUCAGAUAUCUACUGGUAUUAAAGGCGAUGUCAAUCUAGAUUCAGAUUCUACUAUUAAAAUAAAACAGCCUGAAUUGGACGUACCCUCAAUUGAUGCUGUCCUACUUCCUGAAGUUGAUGUUACGACGAAGAAGAAGAGUAGUUUCGGAUCCCAUUUUAAAAUGCCUUCGUUUUCCACCAAAGCCAACGUUAGCGGAGCCGCAAAAAUCGAAACAAGUGACGACAGCAGCGAUUCAGAUGACGAGAAUCCAAAGAAAGGAUUAAAACUAGGAGUCAAAAUGCCUCAGUUAUCUACGGGCGUUAAAGGCGACAUCAAUCUAGAUUCAGAUUCUACCAUCAAAGUAAAGCAACCUGAAUUGGAUUUACCCUCAAUCGAUGCCGGAGUUUCUCUCCCCGAUGCAGAUCUUUCGAUUAAAAAGAAGAGUAGCUUCGGAUCCCAUUUUAAAAUGCCUUCCUUUUCUACGAAAUCCAAUGUAACAGUGAGUGGAGUUGAGGUUCCAGAAGUAAAUAUGGUUCCUCCUCGAUUGCAGACACAAGAAGAGGAACAUGGUUUUUCUGUAACUGGUGAAGAGGAUUCGGAAAAGAAAAGUCAUAAAAUUGGCAUAAAAUUACCUAAAUUUCAAACACGACAGAGAAAUGCUGAAGUAUCUUUACCACAGGUCGAACUUAGAACCGAGCAUUCUUCGGAUGAAGAGGACAAUGACAAAGAGUUGAAAGUAAAAGUUAAGAAGCCCAAAUUCGGAAUUAAACUACCAGAAUUCAACAAACCGAAACUAGAUGCAGGAGUUAAUAUCCAAUCUUCAAACCUUACUGGAAAUAUAGGUUCUGAUGUUAAUUUCCCACGAACCAGUAUUGAGAUUAAUCAGCCCGCAGCGAUCAGCUUCAAAGAUACGUCAAACAUUGAUAUUCAGGUUGGAAAUAUUGACGCUGAAGUCGCUAAGGUAAAUGCCCAAAUAGCUCAAGUUCAAGCCGAAAUCGACAUUCAGUCAGGAAAACAAAAGGCAAAAAUCGAAGACGACGAAUCCAGUUCUUCGUCGUCGGAUAGUGAAACUGAAGAAAGAACCAAAACGUCCGGCAUUAAUUUUGGCCUGAAGUUACCGAAGUUCUCGCUAGGCAAAGACAAACCCGAAGUGGAGCCUAAAGUGGACGUCAGCAUGCCCACUGUGUCACUGACAACAAAGAAUAAUGGCGACGACAUGACAUCACCAUCUCUUUCCAGUUUGGAAGUGGAACCUGUCAAGUUAGAAGGUGGCCAUGGUAGUGAAAAGGAAAAGAAGAAAUUUAGUCUUGGUUUGAAAAUGCCAAAAUUUCCAUCGAAGGGGAGCGCAGUAGUCGUGGAAGGUGACGUUGGAUCUAGUUCCAAAGAUGUUGACGUUGCAAUCGCACCGAAGCCUCUUAAAGUCAAUGUCAAAGCGCCUAAAAUGAAAUUAAAAAAGAAGAAAGGAGAACAUCACCAAUCGUCAUCCAGCGAUAGUGACAGCGAUGAAAACAAUGACGAAGACGAUCAGCCUAGAAACAAAGAUGCCAGUGGUAACACUCAAUUGAUGGGAGUGGAAGUCAAAUUACCACGGGUUCAAGUGUACAAGAACGUUGAAUACCAAGAUGCCGAAAAGGGUCAUCACGACAGUAGCUCUGAUGAAGAGGAUGAGGUGAAGGAUAUUAAAAAAAACAUCGGUGCUCGUUUCGGUGUCAAACUGAAAAAGCCUAAAAUGUUUUCCAGUAGCAAAAUAGAGAUUACUGGCAAGAACGAUUCGGGUAAUAACAGCAGCAGCCUUCAACCGGAAUGGAAAUUGCCUCGAGUCGAUCUUCGCCGUGCAUCAAAGUCAUCCGACCAAGAGCUUAGUAUUGAAGUUGAUUUGGAUGGAAUAAGUGAACAACAAAAACUUGAGCAACUUUCGCCAUCAGAACGAGCCGAAGCGAUCAGACGUGAUUCGAAAUCAAGUGCUGGAAUUCGCUUACAUUCGCCGAGUUACAUAAGUCUAAUGCCAAGUCCACGCUCCAAGAAACCAAACCUAGAAAUGCUGGAUGUUGAUUCCUCACCAAAGCUGCUGUCCGUUACUCGACUAGAUCCUACUCCUCCGAUCGAGAGCUCCGUUAAAAUGCAACAACCAAUGUAUGGCAAUAUUGAACUGACCACCACCAUGACUGGCCCACAAGUUUCGGCUAGCCAGGUUCCUUCAUCCGUUAUUAUGGCUUCGGAUGCUGUCAAGAUGAAACGUGGCCCACCCACUCCAGCUCGACGCUUCAUAGUUCCAUUUGAACCGAAUUCUGCCGUCUUACGCGUCGCUCCCCCUGUUAUUACAACAGACGUAACAGUGGAAGGCGGAUUUUCAACACUGAUAUCUGAAGAUGUAUCUAGCGAAUUUGAAGUCAACAUUGUUGAUCCAUCCUUCGCUUCCGGCAACAACCAACAAGCUUCUGAUACGGAUAUCUCGAUAACAACAUCAACCGGCUCGGAUACACUGGUCAUUAGUUGCCCUACGCCGUCGUCUGGACAGCAAGAAGCCCACAAUCGUAAAGCUUCUUCACUCGGCGAUCUGACUCGCAUUCCAACUUCCGGAAGCGAGGAAGGAUCUCUUGAGAGGACUGUAUCACUUGACUUCAAACCGGUUUCAACAUUGGCUGGUAAUUCGUCACGAGCUAUUUACAACUUGGCCGUCCAAGAUCUAAGCCGUGUUGGCGAGGAUAGUGAUGAAGACUACAAUCUAAAUCGGAAACGUACGCUAUCCGAUCACGCAAGCCUGGAAAGUGAGGUAACGAUCGUCACCGCAGACGAAGUUGACGCACAACGACUAUCUUCUGCCAACAUGCCUGGCGGUAAUCGUACAUUUCUGACCAUCAAUACCGACGUCGAAGGUGGCAACGUCACGCAACGGCCAUUAGGUGGCGAUAUUGCUGAGUCCUUGUGGUUUGGCAGCACCAGUAUUCAAACUGUAGAAAGUGUCCAAACAACGAUGUCCUACACUCAAAUGGAAGAAUCCAUUAGCACUGAUGUAACAUUGACGACCACUAGUUUAGGUACUAGCCCUUCUGAAACUAGUUCUAGUUCAGAAGGAAGUCCGUUUUCUCCGGCCAGUCCAGAGCCCAGUGGCGAGAGCACUCCAAAUUUAAUCGAACACUCAUCUCAAAUUGAGAACGGUAGAACUCAGCAAUUUCACACAGAAAUGACGGAACUUGCCCAAGGAGAAUUGGGAUUUAGUGAUACCCACACUAUAACUUUGGAGAUGUCAUCCCUUUCCGAUGAUUCACAACCACAGCCGUUAACUGAUUUAAACCCAAGUGCAGGUAAUUUUGCUGCUGUCCGCAACCGCUUUGAGCAACUGAGUGGCAGCAACCCGCUCAAUGGAGGCGAAAUGACUGGUUCUUUAGGCCGGAAUUCCGGCCGAUUGAGCCAAACCCAAGGAACCGUAAUCAAACGAUUAAGUGGAAAUUUUGAAGAUCUUCCGCCAUCCUCUGUCAACGUGGUUCAGAAAUCGUUCAUGCAACAUAUAGCACCGGAAUUAAGCGAAGGUGCCCUCUCCCGUACAGUCAUCAUCUCCAGCCUGACACUAGAUCGAGCAGAACAAAACAGCGUUAGCUCUACAACUGGCAUUGGUCCCGAGUCACCCGUUCCAAAUUUAGAGCCCCCAUGUUAAAAGUCAAUUCAAUGGGAAAGGCGCCAACAGCUUAUUCCGAGUGAGAGCAUUAAACAAUUCACAAUCCAUAACUAGACUACUAAGAUUUUAUGUUGCGUGUUUUUUUUUUUCACUUUUUAUUUAGUAUCUUGCUUGUAAUAAUUUUAAAUCGAAAAUUAAAUUUCGUAAAGGAAAAAUGGGAAAACUCAAUCAAGAUCAAAAUUCAACGGCGCCCAGUGAGUUAUGCGUAAAGCAUAAUUUUAAAAAGAAAAUAUCUUAAAAUCAUUAUAGUUUGGUUUUUUGCAUGAAACAAAAAGUGCCUAUUUCGUCAUGAGAAAUAUUGCUCCCAUUUUCAUUUGUAUAACAAUGUGUUAUUGCGAAUGCUUCUAUUAUUUCUUUCUGACAUCUGACUAAUCGAUCCUCCUAUUUGAUUCAAUCAGACAGUAUCAUUAAAACACCUAAUUAUCUUAUCGCUAAAAUCUAUAUGGUAUACCGUACGAAAUGGCAUCGCGUUCUUUGAACUUUAUUCCUUUUAUUUUUCCAUGGUUUCAAUAGUAUAACCAAAUAGUGUGUAAGUUGCUCAAAAAACCAAAAAAAAAAAAUCGCAAAAUUAAGCUUUCCAAAGUUGAAAAGUAAUGAAUUAAUUUGGAACAUCAGUUAUCUGGAUUCAUGGCAAAAGUUUUACGAAAUGAAAUCCAAAAAAAAGCAAAUAUUGAAUCCUGUCUGUCAUCGACAUUUAACCGACUAGUUUAAGAUGGAAAUUUUGUACAUACAUAAGGAAGAAUUAGCGGCAUUUGUCUGGAGACUUUUACAUUCUAGUUUUCUGUCGAUAAAGUCUGUGUAUAAAUGCGUCCAGAUUUUCAUUUAUGGAUACAUAUUUAACUUUAAAACAUAUUUUAUGCACCCCAGAACUUACUUUGCUACCCAUUUUUUAAGUACACGUGCUGUAUCUAAUCUGACAAGAGCGGCCUUUAUCCGUGUUCCGCCCUGUCGAUAUUUGGUAUCGCAAUGUACCCUUUUCUGUAGACUACUAAGUAUACACCCCAUUAUAACUCCAUAUUUUGUGACAUUUGUUAUCCGACAUUAUCAAUACACUCUUGUUUUGAAUAUA